Messenger RNA from Miscanthus lutarioriparius, 1881 nucleotides. NCBI's taxonomy places the organism in Eukaryota, Viridiplantae, Streptophyta, Magnoliopsida, Poales, Poaceae. The record is from the annotation of a GenBank genome assembly.
AUGCCGCCCCCGCCGCCGCUCCACCUCCGCCUCCGUCUCUCCCUUGUUCCGCCCCACCCUAUCUCUCCUUCUCGCCGCUAUGCCUCCCGCUCACCCUCCGUCGCGUCCUGCCCUCUUGCGGGUCGCUCCCUAGCCCAACGCCGCGGUGGGCGCCCACGCCCCCUCUGCGCCGCGCGGGGCGAGGCCGAGGCGUGGCCGGAUGGGUCCGAGGAGGAGCUGCGGCGGCUCCUGGAGCUUCUCCCUGGGGAGCUGAGGCGGCGGGUGGAAACCCACCCGGAGCUCCCGGCGCUCGUGGAGGUGGUCAUGGACCUUGGCCGGCCCCCGCUCGCGCGCUUCCCGUCCGGAGACUUCCUCCUCUCCCACCGCCCCAUCUCCUUUGACGACCUCCGCCAUGCCACCUCCCAGGUUGGGGACUUUGGAGCGGAUAAUCGUGCUGGAAUCAGCCAGACGCUGCACCGGAUCAGCGCUAUUCGGAACCGGAAGGGCGUCAUUGUAGGCCUCACUUGCCGUGUUGGGCGUGCAGUGCCCGGGAGCGCCAAUUUGCUUCAGGAUUUGGUUAAGGAUGGUGGCUCAUUGCUGCUCAUUGGCCCACCUGGGGUGGGGAAGACUACUGUCAUAAGAGAAAUUGCCCGAAUGUUAGCUGAUGACAAUAAGAAGCGGGUUAUGAUUGUCGACACAUCUAAUGAGAUUGGUGGGGAUGGUGAUAUUCCUCACCCUGGAAUAGGCAAUGCACGCAGGUUGCAAGUGCCUAACCAAGACAUGCAGCAUAAGGUACUGAUAGAAGCUGUGGAAAACCAUAUGCCUCAGGCAAUUGUUAUUGAUGAAAUUGGAACUAAACUAGAGGCCAUGGCUGCAAGCACCAUUGCACAGAGGGGCAUACAGCUUGUUGCAACUGCCCAUGGGGUAACAAUAGAGAAUCUGAUCAUGAACCCAUCACUAGAGAUGCUUGUGGGAGGAAUACAGAGGCCAUGUACUGAUUUAUCUGUACCGUGUCUGAGUACGUGUGACUUUUCAGUUCUUAAAGUUUGCUUUGCUGAAGGGAAGCUGCCUAAUGUUGAAAUUCGGAAGUUGGGUUCAAAGGGAUUGGUGCAGGAAGUUUCUGUGCAAAAGGAACAAUCACAUCUUGGUAUCUAUGAUGCAACUGAAUUUGACGGUGACUCUCUAAGGAAUGCCAGAAGAAGCUUGGACACUGCAUUUAAUCUUGACUCUGCUGAAGGGCAUAUAGAGAGGACAGAUGGAGCUGAUUCAAGCUUGAAUCUAUAUGCAUAUGGGAUCUCCGAGUCGACUGCCUUGCAAGCCAUUCAACAGCUGGAGUUGGAGGACAUUGUUACCUUAACUUAUAAUAUCAGUGAAGCUGAUGCAGUGAUCGCGUUACAUUCAAAGCUCAAGAAGAAUUCUCAGAUUCAGGCUGUGGUGAAAUCUCAAGAUAUACCGGUUUUCUUCGUGAAGACAAACUCCCUGUCUCAAAUCACUCGGGCACUUCGUGCUCUUGUUGACGAUCACAUGGACGAAGUGAUAGACUACGAUGGACAUGAUGGUAAGGAAGAAGCAAGAUCAUCAGAGGAAACUGAUGCUCUGGAGGAGGCAAGGCUGGCAAUCGAGCAAGUAGUGAUCCCGAAAGGCGAGAGCGUGCAGCUACUGCCGAGGCCAUCAAGCAUCAUCUCAUCCCAAGUGGAUCUCGUCGAAAGCUUCAGCCUGCAGUGGGAGGUAAUCGGCCAGGAGCCUAACGCGUACGUGAGGAUCCUUCCGCACUUCGCGCCAAAAGAAGCUGAAGCUACUAUCCAGAAAGAAACCCCAGCGGGGCUCGCCGAUUCAGAGAGCUCCGAUGACUUGGAUCAUACCCAGAAUGGCAUCACGAGGCUACCUUUCCUACCCGAUUAG